GCGCGCCUGCGCAAGGACGGGUGGCGGGGGCGGGCUUUGCCGAACGCCGAGCUGCAGCCGCCGAGCCGGACGUGUCCGCGAAGAUGGCGGGCCGGAGUAUGCAAGCUGCAAGAUGUCCUACAGAUGAAUUAUCUUUAACCAACUGUGCAGUUGUGAAUGAAAAGGACUUCCAGUCUGGCCAGCACGUGAUUGUGAGGACCUCUCCCAAUCAUAGGUACACGUUUACCCUGAGGACUCAUCCAUCAGUGGUUCCAGGGAGCAUUGCAUUCAGCUUACCUCAGCGAAAAUGGGCUGGACUUUCUAUUGGGCAAGAAAUAGAAGUUUCCUUAUAUACAUUCGACAAAGCCAAACAAUGUAUUGGCACAAUGACCAUCGAGAUUGAUUUCCUGCAGAAAAAGAACAUUGACUCCAACCCUUAUGACACUGAUAAGAUGGCCGCAGAAUUUAUUCAGCAGUUCAACAAUCAGGCCUUCUCAGUGGGACAACAGCUUGUGUUCAGCUUCAAUGAAAAGCUUUUUGGCCUACUGGUGAAGGACAUUGAAGCCAUGGACCCUAGCAUCUUGAAGGGAGAGCCUGCAACAGGUAAAAGGCAGAAGAUUGAGGUAGGACUGGUUGUUGGAAACAGUCAAGUUGCAUUUGAAAAAGCAGAAAAUUCAUCACUCAAUCUUAUUGGCAAAGCUAAAACCAAGGAAAACCGCCAAUCUAUCAUUAAUCCUGACUGGAACUUUGAAAAAAUGGGAAUAGGAGGUCUGGACAAGGAAUUUUCAGACAUUUUUCGAAGAGCUUUUGCUUCCCGAGUAUUUCCUCCAGAGAUUGUAGAGCAGAUGGGUUGUAAACAUGUUAAAGGCAUCCUAUUAUAUGGACCCCCAGGCUGUGGUAAGACUCUCUUGGCUCGACAGAUUGGCAAGAUGUUGAAUGCAAGAGAGCCCAAAGUGGUCAAUGGGCCAGAAAUCCUUAACAAAUAUGUGGGCGAAUCAGAAGCUAACAUUCGUAAACUCUUUGCUGAUGCUGAAGAGGAACAAAGGAGGCUUGGUGCUAACAGUGGUUUGCACAUCAUCAUCUUUGAUGAGAUUGAUGCCAUCUGCAAACAGAGAGGGAGCAUGGCUGGCAGCACAGGGGUUCAUGACACUGUCGUCAACCAGCUGCUUUCCAAGAUUGAUGGAGUAGAGCAGCUGAACAACAUCCUGGUCAUUGGAAUGACCAACAGACCAGAUCUGAUAGAUGAGGCUCUCCUUCGACCUGGAAGACUGGAAGUUAAAAUGGAGAUAGGUUUGCCAGAUGAGAAGGGUCGACUACAGAUCCUACACAUCCACACAGCAAGGAUGAGAGGGCAUCAGUUACUCUCUGCUGACGUAGACAUUAAAGAACUUGCCGUGGAGACCAAGAAUUUCAGUGGUGCUGAACUGGAGGGUCUGGUGCGAGCAGCACAGUCUACUGCUAUGAACAGACACAUAAAGGCCAGUACUAAAGUGGAAGUGGACAUGGAGAAAGCCGAGAGCCUGCAGGUGACAAGAGGAGACUUCCUUGCUUCUUUGGAGAAUGAUAUCAAACCAGCAUUUGGUACAAACCAAGAGGAUUAUGCAAGUUACAUUAUGAAUGGUAUCAUCAAAUGGGGUGACCCAGUUACCCGAGUUCUAGAUGAUGGGGAGCUGCUGGUUCAGCAGACAAAGAAUAGUGACCGCACACCAUUGGUUAGCGUCCUUUUGGAAGGCCCUCCUCAUAGUGGGAAGACUGCUUUAGCUGCAAAAAUUGCAGAGGAAUCCAACUUCCCCUUCAUCAAGAUCUGUUCUCCUGAUAAGAUGAUUGGCUUUUCUGAGACAGCCAAAUGUCAGGCCAUGAAGAAGAUCUUUGACGAUGCGUACAAAUCUCAGCUCAGUUGUGUGGUUGUGGAUGACAUUGAGAGACUGCUUGAUUAUGUUCCCAUUGGCCCUCGAUUUUCCAAUCUCGUAUUACAGGCUCUUCUUGUGUUGCUGAAAAAGGCACCUCCUCAGGGCCGCAAGCUUCUUAUCAUUGGGACAACCAGCCGAAAAGAUGUUCUUCAGGAGAUGGAAAUGCUUAACGCUUUCAGCACCACCAUCCACGUGCCCAACAUUGCCACAGGAGAGCAGCUGUUGGAAGCUUUGGAGCUGUUGGGCAACUUCAAGGAUAAGGAACGCACCACAAUUGCACAGCAAGUCAAAGGGAAAAAGGUCUGGAUAGGAAUCAAGAAGUUACUAAUGUUGAUCGAGAUGUCCCUACAGAUGGAUCCUGAAUACCGUGUGAGAAAAUUUUUGGCUCUCUUAAGAGAAGAAGGAGCUAGCCCCCUUGACUUUGAUUGAAAACGGACUACUUGCAACACAUAGUGACCCAGGGAAGUGAGCAAGGUGAAGAUGGCCUGGGAUCUUCACUCAUCUUACUCAAGAUACUGGACUAAGCGGAACAUCUUCUACCUUCAACACGUACUUGCUCUGCAUGAUUAGUGCAAUCAAACUCCCUUCCUUGUGCUCAGAGAUCUUCUAGUAUUUUGUGGAAGGUAUUAGCUUGCUUUAGAAUGCUGUGCUUACCUUUCCAUGCAAGCUCAGAUGAUUCCUUCUUAUUCAUUCUCUGUGUGGGAAACAUCCUGUACUUGUGAACACUACACAUUUUCAGCUCUUUGCCACCAUCACCAUCCACAAACUCUCAAUAAAUAUAAUGAACAUUGCAGGAUAACACUUGGCCUAUUAGAAGGUAGGCUUUCCGCACACAAGCCAGGAGCAGUGAAUCGAGGUGUGGGUGCAGUGAUCCUUACAGCUUUCCUGAGCUAACACUAAAGGUAAUUGGGUAUUUGGUAAAGGUUUCCCCACAAAAUUGGGUUUUAUCUUUGCCCGAAAAAAUAGGGCUCUGAAUUUCUAAAAUGCUUUUCUCAAUCAUUUUCCGAGAUGUUUCCAAGUUGCAAUUAGGAGGUCUUUCUUAAUAGAAAGUCAGAUUAUUACUGUGUUGGCUGAGACUUCCCCUUCAUGUAACUAAUUUGCUCUGUGGUAAGAGAUAUGCUAAUUACUGCUUGGUAGAUGUUGUUAAAAACGUGUGAAAGGUAUGGAAAAAUGUACACCCCUAAACAGAAAAGAGUUAUCAAAAUAAAGUAAUUUACAAACCUCUCGGCACUAAUUAGUGUCCAACUCUAAGUGGGUCAAUUCUUUAGUAUAAUAUCAGCUUAUUAGCAUCACUGCUUUUCUUUUUUCUUUAGCUUAAUGACUUCCUUAGACUUUAUCCUUCCUUUAUUUUAAAUUAUCUAUACUAUUUAGUAUCUAAAUAAAACACUAUUCUCCAAAAAAAUAAGCCAUCUUCUAGCCCUCUUCCCUUAGCCCUUACUGUCCAUUCCAAUUCGUGAACACCUUCCCUGUCCCUUCCAAAGGGAAGGAGAACUCUGAGUCCUUUUGAGGGUGACUUCCGACUGACUUAGAAGGAAUUUAACUAGGUCAUCAUAUUUGGUGAUGAGACUUAAGGAGCAUGCCUCUCUUUCUCCAUUGCUGCUUAAAGUUGAAGGACAAGCAUUCAGAAGCCAUCCCCAGGUGCUCACACUACUCGCCACCUACCAGGCUUGUCAGCAUAGUGGCCCUUGGGUGUGGCUCUGUCAUUUGUCUCCAGGGUAAAAGGCAAAUCGUCUCCAAAUCUUGCUGUCUGUGUGCUUUUGCUAGAGACUUGUGUAUCAUAGCUACUUUGUGCUGGGUUUUCAUCCCUAGCUUAUUUUGUGGCUUUUUAAGAAGUGGAUUGUAUUGUGAAAUUCUGUGAUUCCUGGUGGCCAGUAUCCUGAUUCCUCCUUUCAUGAAAACAGCACACAGUGUAUUAACUUUUGUCUCUUGUUAAAUGUGGUUAAUGUCUUUGUGUUUUGUCCAAAACUAUAUUGAAAAGUAUAAAUAAAUAUUAUAUUGUUUAAUUCAAAUGAAGGAAUGCAAUAAAGAGUAAAUCUACUUGAAAA
Molecule: messenger RNA, 3934 nt
Organism: Otolemur garnettii (small-eared galago)
Lineage: Eukaryota; Metazoa; Chordata; Mammalia; Primates; Galagidae
Gene: NSF
Product: N-ethylmaleimide sensitive factor, vesicle fusing ATPase
Exons: 21
Coding region: 84-2318 (744 amino acids)
Biological process (GO): Golgi to plasma membrane protein transport; SNARE complex disassembly; intra-Golgi vesicle-mediated transport
Cellular component (GO): Golgi stack
Molecular function (GO): ATP binding; ATP hydrolysis activity
Source: RefSeq, a predicted model, not a curated record